AUGUUUGAUAUAUCAAAGUCAAGCAGUACGUCCAGUUUCAAGGAUGCUCUAAAACGAGCUUCUUCAUCAUUACGACCCCAACCAUUGAAUGAUAAACGAGCAAUUGAAAGUAUACAACACUAUCAAGAUAUACUAUCUCCCAUACUAGUCGAUACUCAUCAAACCCCAAAACUGAAGAACAACAAUAAACAUGUAGGAGGAGAAACGAGGAGAAAAGUUACACCGAUUGCUAUAAAACAUGCGUUGGAUAUUCCAUUGGAGUCAAUACUUAAUUUGUAUGUGCGGCCGGGUGAACCUCAUUUUGUCAUGUGGUUCUUGAUUUCGUCGUAUUUUCCAUUGACUGCAGCCUGUCUUGGUCCGUUAUCGAAUAUGAUUUCCAUUAUUGCAUUAAUUGAGCAUUGGAGAGUUGAUGUCAAGACAGGAUAUUAUCAUCCAGAUCCGAAAAAAGUAGUUAUACUAAACGCAAUGUCAUUGGCUUUGGGGUUGAUUGGGAAUAUAUCCUUAUUGAUGAAUUUCUCUCGAUCAGUCAAGUACUUGAUCACGCAAUGUAUUUCAAUCUUUUCAUGGUUUUGUGCAUGUAUGCUACUUGUUGCAGGGAUCUUAAUCACCAAUUAUCAAGCAUUGGAUGAUUUCUCCAAUAUUGAGCGUUCUGAAGGGUUCUAUUUUGCUUGUUUUACUGCAGCUUAUUAUUUUAUAUGUAUGAUGAUUUUGUUGAUUAAUUUUGCAGGAUACAGAUUGAACAAGUACCCACCUACGUUUAAUUUAGACCAGAAGCAAAGAACAUUGAUGGUUUACACCAUCAUGUUUAGUGCUUGGAGUGUUGCGGGUGCCGUAGCAUUGGCCCAUUUGAUCAAAGAGAUUUCAUAUGGCUCAGCAUUGUAUUAUUGUAUUGUGUCUAUUUUAACUAUUGGAUUGGGUGAUAUCACACCAAAAACAUCAGGAGCAAAAGUGGUGGUAUUAAUCUUUUCAUUAGUUGGAGUCCUUAUAAUGGGAUUAAUUGUUGCUACUUUACGAUCUGUGAUUUUAUCAUCAGCAGCUCCUGCAGUAUUUUGGAACGAUACGGAAAUAAAACGAAGGAAAUAUAUUGACAAACUCAUGCAAAUGCAUAAAACUAUAACCCCAGAGGAGUCUUUUCAUAAGAUACGACAGAUUCGAAAUCAAGUCAAGACGAUACGAACAAAUAUUGGAUUAUUGAUGACUCUUUUGGUUUUCUUUGGAUUUUGGCUUAUAGGUGGAAUGAUUUUCCAUUAUAUUGAAGGCUGGACUUAUUUCCAUUCGAUAUAUUUUUGUUUCCUUUGUUUAUUAACUAUUGGCUAUGGUGAUUAUGCGCCUAGGACCAGUCUUGGAAGAGUAUUUUUCAUAUCAUGGGCUAUUGGGGCAGUGCCGUUGAUGACUAUUUUGGUUUCAAAUGUGGGUGAUGAAUUAUAUGACACCUCUAACCAAUUGAGUGAGUGGUUUAGUAAAUGGUUGUUUCAGCCUGAUAAUGCAUAUGAAGAGAAGAAGGCCAUCAAGAGAGAAAUAAAGGAAGAGCGUGGUGAUGACGUCACGGUUAACUCGGCAAUCUUGGCUGAGGAACUAAGAGAUGAUCUUGAUCUAACGUUGCACGAAUAUGGGGCCGACAAUGCCUCUAGUUGGAAAGUGGAGGAGGAACUUGAACAUGAAAUCCUGGAGUUGGAUGGAAGCAGCGAACAGUCCAAUAGUGGAGCCAAUCGCCUGGUCAUGAGUCAAGAAACUACACAAUCAAUCAAACUACGCAAAGUACAACGGAAGAUCUCUAACCGAGCACGAAGGCACAUAGAAGUUUUAAAAUACUUGGAGCAACUCAAACCUUUGAUAUCCGACUGUGUCACAAACCCCAUGAAGAAAUACACACUUAAACAAUGGCAUGAAUUUUUUGAAAUCUUGGAGCUUGGUGAUCCACCACAGGAUAUUGCAGGAGAGAUCCAGAAUGAUGGAUUUUGGUUAGGUGAGUAUAGUCCACUUCGAUUACCUUUAAAAGAACCCAACUUUAUGGUGUUGAAAGUGUAUAAUAAAAUUGAAGAAACGGUUGCUCAAUUGAUUGAUGAAGAAAUUGAUGAUUUGAAAAUGAUGAAUAAUCAAGAGGGAGAAGAGGUUAAACCACCUGCUGCAUCUGACAGGAAAGUACAGUUUGAUGAUAAGUGA
Molecule: messenger RNA, 2163 nt
Organism: Lodderomyces orthopsilosis Co 90-125
Lineage: Eukaryota; Fungi; Ascomycota; Pichiomycetes; Serinales; Debaryomycetaceae
Gene: TOK1
Product: Tok1p
Exons: 1
Coding region: 1-2163 (720 amino acids)
Biological process (GO): stabilization of membrane potential; potassium ion transmembrane transport
Cellular component (GO): membrane
Molecular function (GO): potassium ion leak channel activity
Source: RefSeq, a predicted model, not a curated record